GUUAAAGGUGAAGUUGAAGAUGGCGUCGACUGUGGAGCAUGAGGCCGACGUGGGAGGGAUCGCAGAAACUUUCAAACAACUGGGAGUGACAGAUGUACUGUGUGAAGCAUGCAGUCAGUUAGGAUGGAAGAUGCCAACAAAGAUCCAAGUAGAAGCUAUUCCAGUUGCACUCCAAGGUCGGGACAUCAUUGGCUUAGCAGAGACAGGAUCUGGAAAAACAGGGGCAUUUGCUUUGCCUAUCCUUCAGGCAUUAUUAGAAACUCCCCAGCGCUUCUUUGCUCUGGUACUCACACCCACCCGAGAGUUAGCCUUUCAGAUCUCUGAACAGUUUGAGGCUCUUGGAUCUUCCAUUGGUGUCCAGAGUGCUGUUAUUGUUGGAGGAAUUGACAUGAUGUCCCAAUCUCUGGCCCUAGCCAAGAAGCCCCAUGUAAUAAUUGCUACACCUGGUCGCCUUAUUGAUCAUCUUGAGAAUACAAAGGGUUUCAAUCUUAGAGCUCUGAAAUACCUAGUUAUGGAUGAAGCUGAUCGGAUCCUCAACAUGGAUUUUGAAACAGAGGUAGAUAAGAUCCUGAAAGUAAUUCCCAGAGAUAGGAAGACAUUUCUCUUUUCUGCUACAAUGACUAAAAAGGUGCAAAAACUCCAGCGUGCAGCCCUUAAAGACCCUGUUAAAUGUGCAGUGUCAUCAAAGUAUCAGACAGUUGAAAAACUUCAGCAAUACUAUAUUUUUAUUCCUUCCAAGUUCAAGGAUAGUUAUCUUGUGUAUAUUCUGAAUGAACUUGCUGGCAACUCAUUCAUGAUAUUCUGCAGUACAUGCAACAAUACUCAGAGGACGGCGCUCUUGCUUCGAAAUUUGGGCUUUACUGCUAUUCCCCUCCAUGGACAGAUGAGCCAGAAUAAACGAUUAGGGUCACUGAACAAAUUCAAGGCGAAAGCACGUUCCAUCUUGUUGGCUACUGAUGUUGCAAGUAGAGGCCUUGACAUCCCCCAUGUUGAUGUAGUGAUAAACUUUGACAUUCCUACCCAUUCCAAGGAUUACAUUCAUCGAGUAGGGAGAACAGCUCGAGCUGGACGAUCUGGUAAAUCAAUCACCUUUGUGACACAGUAUGAUGUGGAGCUCUUCCAGCGCAUUGAGCACCUGAUUGGCAAAAAGCUGCCAGCAUUUCCCACCCAAGAAGAAGAGGUCAUGAUGUUGACCGAGCGUGUGGCUGAAGCCCAGAGAUUUGCUCGCAUGGAAUUGCGGCAACAAGGGGAAAAGAAGAAACGCUCUCGAGAAGAGACAAAUGAUGAUGAUGAUGCAGAAGGAGCGUUGGGAGUCAGGAACAAAGUUGCUGGUGGAAAAAAGAAAAAAUGGAAAGUUGAGAAAUAAAUAUCAUCAGACUGUAUUUCUCCAUAUUUUUAUGCAGUUUGGAAUCUUGGAAUCGUCAGUCCAACAUUAUCAGAAUGACUUUAUGGGCUGUUAUGGAGAGCAUCUCAGCAAAUUUAGCAGUCUAACUUCAUGGAUACUAGAAAUGAUUCUCCUUGCAAGCUUGGGAAACCUCUCUUACCAUUAGAGGAGUCUUUUUAUUCUCCAGCAGCAGUUGUGCAGCAUUCCUCUGAAGAAAGCAAGAGAGAACAGGUU
Messenger RNA from Candoia aspera, 1618 nucleotides. RefSeq names its product DEAD-box helicase 47 (gene DDX47). NCBI's taxonomy places the organism in Eukaryota, Metazoa, Chordata, Lepidosauria, Squamata, Candoiidae. The record is from RefSeq and is a predicted model, not a curated record. Gene Ontology annotation, molecular function: RNA helicase activity; ATP binding; nucleic acid binding. The coding region runs from base 20 to 1366 and encodes 448 amino acids. The transcript is spliced from 12 exons.